Messenger RNA from Galeopterus variegatus (Sunda flying lemur), 675 nucleotides. Its product is annotated as chromosome unknown open reading frame, human C16orf54. The transcript has a single exon. Lineage: Eukaryota; Metazoa; Chordata; Mammalia; Dermoptera; Cynocephalidae. The record is from RefSeq and is a predicted model, not a curated record. Bases 1 to 675 code for a protein of 224 amino acids.
AUGCCUUCGACUCCAGAGCAGCCCCCUGCGCCCGUGACGGGGUCCCCUGCGUGGGAGAUGGCCUCAUGGUCCCUGCUCCCCUGCGGGCUCUGCAUCCCCAUCAUGUUGGGCCUGGCCUGCCUGGCCGCCUUCUUCAUGCUGACUACAGCCAUGUUGGCCGAUCGCCUGUUCCGCCGCUCUCUCCGCCCAGACCCCAGCCAGCGCACCCCAGCCCUGGUCUGGCGCCCUGGAGGAGAGCUGUGGAUCGAGCCCUCGGGCACCCCCCGAGAGCGCUCUGAGGACUGGUACGGCUCGGCGGUGCCCCUGUUGAUGGACGGUUCCCCAAGCCCUCCCACCCUCGGGGGCACCUUGGAGGCCCGAGCAACUGCCCCACCUGUGCCUUCAGCCCCCAACUCUGCUCCCAGCUCCUUGGUCCCCCAGACCCCACCUGAGGUCCCAGCCCGCAGCACCUUCUGGGGGCCCCAGCCCUGGGAGGAGAGACCCCAUGCUGCAGGUCUGGUGAGCUGGGCUGAGCCUGAGCAGAGGCCAGAGGCCAGAGCCCUGUUUGAGAGCCCCCAGGCCUGGAGACAGCAGCCAGGGAGCCCUGAGCCUAACUGGGGCCUCCAACCUCGGGUCACCCUGGAGCAGAUCUCUGCUUUCUGGAGACGUGAAGGCCGGACUAGUGUGGGGUUCUGA